UAACAACACUAAUACAGUGUUAAAAUUAUACGAAGCGAGUUCGAGAGAGAAAAAAAAAUCUUUGCCUGAAGUCAGCCAAGCGUCUAGCCCAAAUGUGUAGAAAUGUGAGAAGUGAUUACUAUAGCGCAAAAGGGCAUCGAUCGAUCAUUCUUCCAAUCCGAUGAAGGUACCGGCUUUUCUCCUCUCUGCCGGCGGCAAUUCCACCACAAAUGUGCUGCUGGUCGGGACAAUCUUCCUCCUCGCCUCCCUGCUCGUCAUCCUCGGGACCAAGAGCAGCAGCAGCAGCAGCAGCGUCGAAUUCGUGAUGCCCAUCACACAGUCCUGCGAGAAUUCGUCGUCCAACUUGUCAGUGUCCACGAAUUUCGGCCCAGCUGCGGCGAUUGAUCCAAUUCCUGCGCCAGAGGAGCAGGGGACCGGGAUACACUCCAGCGUCCGGCAUCUCCAUCCAUUCGGCAUCGCCUCCUACAUAUUCGUCCUCACUGGCGGCUAUAGAACCCAGACCAGAUCCUUCGCGGUCGUGGGCCUCGCCGCCAAGUCUCUACACGUCUUUGGCAAGCCCAAUUUCGCGUGCGAAUGGGUGCCCGACUCCACCACCUCGGACUCUCCUUCCAUCUUUGGCAGCGCAAGAAAAAUCUGGCCCGACUGGGGCUAUGGCCGCGUCUACACCGUGGUAGUCGUCCACUGCUACUUCAAAUCCUCCGUGGGCGAGAACGGCAGCGGCGGGCGAUUGAUCCUCCAUGCCGGCGAGAAGGGAUCCGCCACGCCGGCCUCCAAGAUCACCGCGCUUGUGGAAGCGCCAGGAUCAUACUCUCCCUCCCAGUUCCUCCCAAAGUACGACUACCUCUACUGCGGCUCCUCGCUGUUUGGCGACGUCAAUCCACAGCGGCUUCGCGAGUGGAUCGCAUACCACGCCUGGCUGUUUGGACCGAGAUCGCAUUUCGUGCUCCACGACGCCGGCGGCGCGCGAUCCAAGGGCGUGAGAUCAGUGCUGGAGCCUUGGGUCCGAUCGGGCCGAGUGACCGUCCAGGAUUUUCGCGAGCAAGCACGCUUCGAUGGCUACUACCAUAACCAGUUCCUGGUCGUGAACGAUUGCUUGUUUCGCUACAAGCACGCCGCCAAUUGGACCUUUUUCUUCGACGUGGACGAGUACGUACACGUUCCCGGCCCAUCCACGUUGGGUUCCGUGCUGAACGAGCUUGGCCAAAAGUACUCUCAGAUCAUCUUUAAGCAGACCCCCAUGGGCCACAAUGUGUGCAUCGACAGCAAUCGUACGAACUUAUCUAGACAAUGGGGAUUUGAGAAGCUGGUUUUCAUCAACGUCAACGUCCAAAAAACGUUGCAUCUCGAGCGAAAGUACGUAUUGCGAGCGCCACUAGCAGAUUCCGCAGGAGUCCAUCUCUCGCAGAAUAUAAGAGGGAAGAGCAUCUACUCGAAAGACCAGAUUUCUUACUACCACUUCCACAACACCAUCAGCGAACACCAGGAGAAUUGCCGAGAGUUUGUCAAGGUUCCCAAGCACAAGACUUCCAAAGUGUGGCUCAACAAAGUCCCGUACCUUUAUGACGAUAGAUUGAGCUCUUUGGCUGAUAAGGUGAAGGAGUUUGAGCUACAAACCAUUGGUCCAGUAACACUGUAGAGAAAAAAGAUUAAACAGGUCAGAGCCAUUCUUUGUAAAGGACUAGAAACUUAUAUGAUACCCGAGGCCAGCUGGCCCAUACAGGAUU
Messenger RNA from Selaginella moellendorffii, 1724 nucleotides. RefSeq names its product galactan beta-1,4-galactosyltransferase GALS1. The record is from RefSeq and is a predicted model, not a curated record. NCBI's taxonomy places the organism in Eukaryota, Viridiplantae, Streptophyta, Lycopodiopsida, Selaginellales, Selaginellaceae. Bases 161 to 1636 code for a protein of 491 amino acids. The transcript is spliced from 2 exons.